AUGUCGGAAAUGAGUUCCUGUUUCGGUUUCGACAACCAGCAGUUGAAAAUUUCCAAAAUGGGAGAAGAAGGCUCAGGGCGAUACGAAAAAAUAGACUAUUUAGGAGAAGGGCAGUUUGCCACAGUUUACAAAGCAAGAGACAAAAAUACUGACACAAUUGUUGCAGUCAAAAAGAUUAAAUUAGGCUCUCGCACAGAAGCAGCAGACGGCAUCAACAGAACAGCACUUAGAGAAAUCAAAUUGUUACAAGAAUUAGCACAUGACAAUAUUAUAGGACUCAUUGAUGUUUUUGGUCACAAAUCAAAUGUCAGUCUGGUGUUUGACUUCAUGGAAACUGAUUUGGAGGUGGUGAUCAGAGAUAACAACAUUGUCAUGACUGCAGCACAUAUCAAAUCCUACACCCUGCAGACCUUGCUUGGCUUAGAGUACUUACACGCACACUGGAUUCUCCAUAGGGAUAUGAAGCCAAAUAACUUGCUUAUCAACGAGCAGGGUGUACUAAAGAUUGGUGACUUUGGUUUGGCCAGGUUUUUUGGCUCUCCAAGUAGACCAUAUUCUCACCAGGUUGUAACAAGGUGGUACCGAAGUCCGGAACUCCUCUACGGCGCUCGUUCUUACGGGGACGGUGUAGAUAUAUGGGCAAUAGGAUGUAUUGUUGCGGAGCUCCUUAUAAGGGUUCCAUUUUUACCUGGUGAAACAGAUUUAGAUCAACUGAAACGAAUUUUUCAAGUGUUAGGCAGCCCAACUGAAGCUGACUGGCCGGACAUGAAAUAUUUACCAGACUAUAUAGUCUUCAAGGAGUUUCCAAGACAUCCGAUGAAGGAAAUAUUCACAGCAGCGGGGGAUGACUUACUGCAAGUUUUGGACCUCAUGCUUGCCAUGAAUCCACUAAAAAGAUGUUCUGCUGCUCAG
This is a messenger RNA of Candidula unifasciata, 912 nucleotides long. NCBI's taxonomy places the organism in Eukaryota, Metazoa, Mollusca, Gastropoda, Stylommatophora, Geomitridae. The record is from the annotation of a GenBank genome assembly.